This is a messenger RNA of Xenia sp. Carnegie-2017, 1259 nucleotides long. RefSeq lists its product as uncharacterized. The coding region runs from base 273 to 962 and encodes 229 amino acids. The transcript has 2 exons. Lineage: Eukaryota; Metazoa; Cnidaria; Anthozoa; Malacalcyonacea; Xeniidae. The record is from RefSeq and is a predicted model, not a curated record.
GGACUUUAUUUGAAGAGGGGGACACGUAACAGCUGAAAAGCUGACAAACCUGUGGCCCUCUAACUAGAUUAUACAGGAUUACAAAAAAACUGAUAAUGAAUAAAUAUAUAAAUAAUUACAAAAUUCUAUAAUAAAAAUAGCAGGACAUAUUAGAACAGUAUUUUGCUUUAACUUGCGCACAUGUUGGUGUUGAUAGUGAUUCUGUUGACUGCCAAGGCGUGUUCAAUUGCAAAGACUGGUUAAAAAUUCGCGAUGCUGUAAAUCCUAAUUUCAUGAAAUAUAACAUGGAUUACUUUUACAAACCUUCUCACAAUGACAGUGAGGUGCAACUUGGCGUUGGCUACAACGCGGUUUUGCGGUUCGAUAAAGAAACAGACAUCAUGUCUAUUUCUUUUGGUGAAACAGUUUUUAACAGAUGCCUUAAAAAAUACAUGGAAAGCUUUCAAUUAGAUUUGAAAAAUACAAAUGACGAGCUUUCUCGACGAGUUUUUCGUAAAAAUGAACUCGUUCACACACGCAUUACUGCGAACAACAAAUCCAAGCAUAGUAAGAUCACAGAGAACAAUUAUUCUUAUUGGUGCCAAUAUUUAAAAAAAACCAUGUUUAGAAAUGCAGUCAAGGUUCAAAGUGAUGUGACAUUUUUUGAGGAUGGUGAUUCUGGUGCUCUUGUUUGCUUUUUGGAUGAAAACGAUGAUUGGAAACCGUUUGCAUAUGCUGUUGCUGAAGUCGAAGGGGAUGGCAAUAAAAAUGGUAGUGAGAGUAAUGAAGAUGGUAGUGAGAGUAAUGAAGACGGUAGUGAGGGUGAUGCAGUUAGUUUUGCCAAACCUGCGAGGACUUUUAUUUGCUUAAAAUUGGACAAAGCUUUGAAAAAACUGAAACUUGAAAAUGAGGAAUAUUUUGUAAGAAAUGAUUCGACGGGUAUCGUCAAGUCGGUCCUUCGUUUUCUAAAAAUAAGGAAAUAAUAUCUUCCUGGAAUUUUCAAAAAAACACCCUCAUGCUCUUAUUGGAGUUCAAUGAGAUAACUUUAUUGAGUGUAAUCAAUUUUAAUUAGCACUUAUGACAAAAUUAAUGUAAACUAUGAUUCAUUUAGAAUUCGCGAUUCCACCACAAUGGUGAAUCCGGUGUUGGGCAGUAAAUCACAACACCUCACUUUUGGAUUGUUUUAAAAUUUGAAACUAUUUAUUUGUAAUUAGAUUAGCAGGACAUAACUGAUUCUUUUGAAAUACUUAUGAUCAAUUACAUUGUUAUAAAAAAUGUUA